AUGCGCGCUCAGUAUCUUAUCCUGGCCGCUAUUGGUUUUGCUACCGCUGCUCCUCUUGAUGUGAGAGGAGCUGACGCCGAGGCCGAAGCCAUUCCCUUCUACCCCAAGAGGGGCGCUGAUGCUGAAGCUGAGGGGAUCCCCUUUUACCCCAAGCGCGGGGCUGAUGCCGAAGCAGAGGCAAUUCCGUUUUAUCCCAAGAGAGGGGCGGAUGCUGAGGCUGAAGCUAUCCCUUUCUACCCUAAAAGAGAUGCCGAUGCCGAGGCAGAGGCCAUCCCUUUUUACCCCAAGAGAGGCGCGAACGCAGAAGCUGAGGCCAAACCCUUCUAUCCUAAGAGGGGCGCCGACGCUGAGGCGGAGGCCAUUCCGUUUUACCCGAAGCGCGCUGCUGAUGCCGAAGCUGAGGCUAUCCCCUUUUACCCCAAGAGGAACGCCCAUGCUAAGGCAUAA
Molecule: messenger RNA, 447 nt
Organism: Colletotrichum siamense
Lineage: Eukaryota; Fungi; Ascomycota; Sordariomycetes; Glomerellales; Glomerellaceae
Exons: 2
Coding region: 1-447 (148 amino acids)
Source: RefSeq, a predicted model, not a curated record